AUGGCUAGCCUUGGCACUGACGCUCAAUCUUAUGAAGGGUUUGUGGAGAACGGCGGUGUCCGGGUUCAUUUUCGCACAGCUGGUCAAGGCCCUCUACUGCUUCUGCUCCACGGCUUUCCCGACAAUGGAGAAACGUUUAAGGCGCAGGUGGCGGAAUUUUCAAAGAAAUAUACAGUUGUUUGCCCGACCUUACGCGGAUUUCCCCCUAGCAGUGUGCCAGAUGACGUGGACGCAUACGACUUAUCGAAUGUUGUGGGUGAUAUGAUCACCAUCCUCGCCCAUUUCAAGGCUGAAAAGGCCAUUAUUGGCGGUCAUGAUUUUGGCGGGGCAGCGAUUCAGAUGCUGGCGCUAAUGAGGCCAGAGCUUGUUGCGGGACUAAUCCUCAUCAACACACCGAUUUUGCCAAGGUUCUAUGAUCUGGUGAAUUUUGAUGAAGGACAGCAAAAAAUGUCCGAGUACACAAUAAAAUUCAUACAAUAUCAACCUGGCGAUGAAAAGAAUGAGGCAGAUGUUGUGAAAUUCAUAAGGGAUACUGCACGACGGCAAGAAGUAGCGGAGUACAUGCGCUCUUCUCCAAUGCAUGGCAUGUUCGCCUUAUACAAAAAGAACUAUCCCGGUCCACCUUAUGGUCAGAAUGUCGAUACAUCACACAUGCGUUUUCAAGUCCCGACACUGAUAAUCUGGGGUGUGGAGGAUGAAUACUUCUCUCCCAGAUUCCUUGACCAACUCCUACAGCAUUUCCUUGCACCUACCCGACUCGUCACGUUGCCAGCAACAGGGCAUUGGCCAUUCCAAGAACAAGCGGAGAAGGUCAACUCGGAGAUCUGGUCUUGGCUUGAAAUGUUGAAGCUUGGCUAA
Penicillium arizonense is the source of this 858-nucleotide messenger RNA. RefSeq names its product alpha/beta fold hydrolase. Lineage: Eukaryota; Fungi; Ascomycota; Eurotiomycetes; Eurotiales; Aspergillaceae. The coding region runs from base 1 to 858 and encodes 285 amino acids. The transcript has a single exon. The record is from RefSeq and is a predicted model, not a curated record. Gene Ontology annotation, molecular function: catalytic activity.